This is a messenger RNA of Zingiber officinale, 4352 nucleotides long. RefSeq names its product putative disease resistance protein RGA1. Lineage: Eukaryota; Viridiplantae; Streptophyta; Magnoliopsida; Zingiberales; Zingiberaceae. Gene Ontology annotation, biological process: defense response to other organism. Gene Ontology annotation, molecular function: protein binding; ADP binding. The transcript has a single exon. The coding region runs from base 158 to 3379 and encodes 1073 amino acids. The record is from RefSeq and is a predicted model, not a curated record.
AGGCGGUAAGGAAUAAAGUGGAAAUGACGUCGUUUUGUCUCCAAUAAUUCAUGUCUUUUUGUUGUUCAUUCUCGCCCAUACACCCAGCUACAAUCCCUUCUCUCUACUGUAAAUUGAGGAUCGGCUUCGUUAAAUCAAGCUUCUGUUCUUCUUCUCAAUGGAGGGUGUAGCACUAGCAGUCGGAGGAUGGUUAGCGCAGCCUGUCAUCAACAUGCUUGUCGACAGGGUGUGGACGCUGAGAGGAAAGCUGCACGGCCUUCAGGACGAUGACUUGCAGAAGCUACAUAGAUCUCUGCUUAACAUCCACACGAUCGUCGAGAAAGCAGGGAUGAGAUGGAGCAGGGACGCAAGGUUAGUCGAGAUGAUGAAGCAACUCCAAGAUGCCGCUUACGACGCCGAAGACUUCCUCGAUGAACUGACGUUCCAUGGCAUGAAGCAAAAGAUUGAAGAAGAGGCAAGUCACAAGGCUCCUAACCGCUUUUAUAGAGCUAUUAGGAACGCCAAAACUAAAUUGAUCAGUGAUUCUGUCAAAAGACUGAACAAGAUCCAGAAAAAGUUGGAUUGUAUUUAUGCUGACAUGAAGGAAAUGUGCCAAUUAUUACAAGUGGAUGCAGUGGAUGCAUCUGAUGUGCAAUAUCAAUCUGAUUUGGCGUCGGCCACACGAGAAACAAGCUCUUUCUUGAUCAGCAACGUGCUUGGCAGAGAGGAAGAACAAAAGAGAAUAAUAGGGCUAUUACUAAGAUCAACAGACGAGUCAGCAUCAGCAAGUGACAAGGGCAGUAGCUUCUCGGUCAUACCUCUUGUCGGAAUAGGAGGUGUUGGGAAGACUACUCUGGCUCAGCUUGUUUACAAGGAUAAAGAGAUUCAGAACCAUUUCGGCCUCAAGAUUUGGAUUUGUGUGUCCGAGAAUUUUAAUGUGCAAAGACUCACCAAGGAGAUCAUCGAGUCUGUAACCAAGACUGAACAUUCUUCGCAAAUGAAGUUAGAUGUUCUCCAAAACAUUCUGAAAGAGAAAAUUGCGUCUAAGAUGGUUAUGUUAGUCCUCGAUGAUGUAUGGAAUGAAGACGAGGAGGAGUGGAGAAAGUUGUGUGCACCAUUCGAGGAUGCUGCUGCAGGAAGCAAGGUCAUAGUGACAACUCGGAGCAUGAGCAUUGCCAACAAAAUUGGUUCAGUUGAGGCGAUUGUUCUUGGCGGUUUAGAUGAAAUAUCUUUUUGGGAGCUGUUCAAGCAAUGUGCAUUUGGUCCUUCCAAACCUGAGGAGCACGCAGAACUCGUGGGCAUCGGGAGAAGUAUAGCUUGGAAGUUGAAGGGCUUGCCACUAGCAGCAAAAACAGUGGGAAACUUGUUAGGAUCCAACAUGAAUACACACCACUGGAGAAGUAUAAUGAAAAGUGAGGUAUGGGAAUUGCAACAGAAUAAAAAUGAUAUUAUUCCAGUUCUACAACUGAGUUAUCAAUAUCUUAGUGCACCUCUCAAGAGGUGUUUUGCCUUGUGUUCUCUCUUUCAAAAGGAUUACAAGUUUUCUAAAACUGAAUUAACAAGAAUUUGGAUGGCUGAAGGGUUCGUUGUAGCUCAAGGAAAUCAGAGGAUGGAAGAUGUAGCAAGUAAGUACUUUCAUGAGUUGGUCAACAUGUCUUUGUUUCAACAAGAAACAUCAUUCUGGGGGCAUUAUUACGUGAUGCAUGAUCUCAUACAUGAUCUAACACAGUCGGUAUCUGUGGACGAAACAAGUAGGAUGGAAUAUGGCAAGUCCAAUAAGAUAUCAACCACCCUCCGUCAUCUAGCAGUUGAAACAGAGUUCAUAGAGACAAAAGAAUUGAGGUCCAGAUUCAAGAAAUUGCAUUCUCUAUUCUGCCAACAUCUAGAGUCACAACCCCUUGACUUUAUUGAAAAAUUAAGAAGCAUUCGUGUAUUGGUUUUGUCUCAUUGUGGCUUGCAGAUGCUGCCUACGAGUGUUGGUGAAUUGGUACAUCUCCGGUACCUGGACAUUUCUCACAAUGAAAUGGAAGAAUUGCCUGAAUCACUGUGUGAACUCUACAAUUUGCAAACACUGAACGUAAACAACAGUCCACUAAUCUCUCUUCCAGAAGAUAUAAGUCGGCUGAUUAACUUGAGGCAUCUUGAUGAUGAAAAUGGAAUAGUUUUAAAGAUAAAAAUGAUAGGGAGGCUAACCUCUCUUCAAGAAUUGUCUGAAUUCCAAGUGCGGAAGGAAGUUGGAUUCAAGAUCACAGAGCUAAGUGGCUUGAAGCAGCUUCAUGGAAACCUCAAAAUUACUAAUCUGGAGAAUGUUGAAAGUAAAGAAGAGGCUGAAAAGGCUCAAAUGAAGAACAAAGAGUAUCUUGAUGCUCUAGUGUUGGAAUGGGGAUUUGAUCCCGAGUUGGAGAACAAGUUAGUUGCCAUGGAGGAGGUACUUGAUGGACUCCAACCAUAUGAGUCACUAAAACAAUUAGAGAUCAGGAGGUAUUGUGGUGCCAGAUCACCCAGCUGGAUGAAAAAGGAGGAGUUAUCCAACUUGGAAAGCCUUGAGUUGAGUUACUGUGAGAGUUGGAAAGAAUUGUCCAUACUUGGACAAUUUCCUUGUCUGAGGGUUGUUCGUUUGACAGGGAUAGAGUCAUUGAAACGCAUUGGUUUUGCAGCAUCCGGUGCCAAAGAAAAUUCCUGGUUUCCUAUGCUAGAAGAGUUCGAAUUGAAUAACAUGCACGCGUUGGAAGAGUUCUACACUCUAGGACAUUUUCCACGUCUCAGAGUUCUUCGCAUGGAAGGAAUGAGGUUAUUGAAACACAUUGAUUUUGCAGCAUUCGGUUCCGUAGAAAAUUCAUUGUUUCCUAUGCUAGAAGAGUUGGAGUUGAUAGACAUGGAUGUGUUGGAGGAGUUCUCCAAUCUAGGACAUUUUCAACGUCUCAGGAUUCUUCGCAUGGUACGAAUGCCGUUGUUGAAACACAUCGGUCUUGCAUCAGUUGACGCCACAGAAAAUGAUCUGUUCCCUAUGCUAGAAAGGCUACAGCUGAUGUACUUGCCAAUCUUAGAGGAGCUCCCUGAUCUUGGUUCACUUCCAUGUCUCAAGUUUCUUCAAAUGAAAAGGAUGCCUGUCUUAAAACAUAUUGAUUUUGCUUUCGACGGUGCUACAGACAAAAUACUACUUCCAAGGGUAGAGACGCUAGAAUUGUAUGACCUAGAGGCACUUGAGGAGCUUCCUAGUAAUCUUGGACGACUUCCAUGUCUUACGGAUCUUAACAUUGCAAAUAUAUCAGCAGUGAAACAGAUAAGCAAUGGGUUCUUUAGCAUUGAAGCUAUAUCCAAGUGUUUUCUUAACUUGGAAAGUCUCUCGAUCACCAACAUGCCAGCAUGUGAAGGGUGGUGUUGGUUGGACGGCAGCUAGCUAUUUCCAAGCUUACAAAGACUUACUAUCUAUGGAUGCCCUAAGCUCGAGAGGUUACCUCCUCUCCCUCCUUCGCUUACAGAUUUAACAAUAAGAGAAGUUGGGUUAACAGAGCUGCCAAGCCUACAAGAACUAGAAACAAAUCGAAGCGGGGUCAAUCAAACGACAUCAUCUCUCUCAGACUUACGAAUCAGUGAGUGCAACAAUUUGACAAGCUUAGAAGAAGGGUUGCUGUCGCAGAAUCUAUCAAAUAUUAAAGUCAUUCAUGUAGAAGGAUGUAAUGAACUUAUGCGGAUGCCUCUCAAGAAAUUUGAAAACUUCACUUCGCUCAAGAAAUUACAGAUAAAAGCUUGUCCCAAGCUUAGCCUGACACAAGAAGAGGAAGCCGCCCUCCUUCCUUCCUCAAUCGAAACUUUAAAAUUGGACGACUGUGGCGAUCUCGAUAAAUUGUUGCUUGGCAACCCCUAUAACUUUACUUCACUGACUAAAUUAAAAAUUGUCAACUGCCCCUACAUACAAUCUCUUCCAAGUGUACUUUUUCUCCGCUUGAGCCGGCUUGAGAGUUUGACCAUUAUCAAUUGCCAUGGGCUGAGACUAGUGGAGGGGUUGGAGGUUUCAAAGUCCCUCAAGGUGUUGAAGAUCAGAAGAUGUCCCAAUCUUUCAUCUAAUCCAGUUGAGCAAGGAGGGGAAAGCUUUUUGCACCAACUACGUUAUCAUGAGAUUGAUUGAUGACAAUUUUAUUUCCAUGAGUCAUACUUUUGGCAUUUUCUUGAUCCUAUAAUGUAAUGUGUGCUCAAGAAUUAGAAUUCUUGUUAGACAGAACUUUUGCUUCUUGGUUUUUUUUAUCUUGAUCAGGUUCAGAAGCAAUUCAUAAAUUGUUAUAUCUCUUGCGUUAAAUGAGUUUAUGCUAUUCUGAAAAAGGAUUUAAUUUAUGUAUUUUUUUUUGAGUUCGUUAAAUGAAUUAUCUAUUUAA